Aedes albopictus (Asian tiger mosquito) is the source of this 19287-nucleotide messenger RNA. RefSeq lists its product as uncharacterized. Bases 5577 to 10988 code for a protein of 1803 amino acids. The transcript has 2 exons. Gene Ontology annotation, molecular function: nucleic acid binding. NCBI's taxonomy places the organism in Eukaryota, Metazoa, Arthropoda, Insecta, Diptera, Culicidae. Gene Ontology annotation, biological process: DNA integration. The record is from RefSeq and is a predicted model, not a curated record.
AGUUGCGGAAAAUUAUAUUAGAAUCGGCAAACAAAAUGAUUUGUUUUAUGUAGAAGAAGUUCUCAUAACAAAUCGGAUUUGUAUCUGAAAUUUUAGGCUUUCUUUGGCGUCAAACUCCUGCAGUUUUAAGUAUUUAUAGCUCUAAAUAAAGCACUAAUCUUUAUUGAAGUACUAUUCAACAAAAUAAAUGUUCUAAAAAGUAUUUGGUGGAACUACACAACUCGUAAAGUCAAAUUAAGUUGUCAUGAUUUUCUAUAGAAUUCGACAGUUAUAGACCCAGGGUGUCCUCUGAAAACGAUAAAUUUAAUUCUCGAGUUUUCCCGGUUUCAGCAUGAAAAAUUUCCCGAUUUUUUAAUUCCUUAUGGCUUAGAGUGAAUAUGAAAAGUUAUCAUCUUACGACCGAUAAUUAUAUCUAGAACCAAAAAGCAGGCACUUUUUCAAUAGAGCAUUCUAUCAGGGACAGAAAAAAGAAUUGUCGGACAAAAAAUACACAAAACUAGCAACAAAGAAGGCGCAGCGAUUACUCUUUAUCUACCAAUCUGGAAAAGAGGCGGAUGUAACCCACCCCGAACCAAGGGUGUAAGGUCCUACCCUCUACGCCCACCCAAACAUUCCCACCUGCGCGUCAUCUACUGUUGGUUCUAAUUUGUUAACAUCUUUUGUUUAAUGGUUUUAUAAACAUCAACAGUAGCACAAACAUCAGUGUUUUUCUCUCGAUUUAGAUGCUUAUGAUCAGUGUUUUCGGUAAUUAUCGAAAUUUCAGGAGUCAUAGUGUUAAGUUAUCCUCUCAUUUGAGAAAAAUAAUCGCCAAGGGAGUUUUCAAUUUUUAGCCGAUUUUCGCACUCCAAACAAAGCAAUAACAAAAACAAGCGAGACUAGAGGCUAAUAAUUCAUAAUGGUGAAAACAGACCACUGAUUUUUUUCGUAAUGAAAAUUUUCAAUCUAAUAUGCUGAAUACAACAAUUUGAACAUAAAAAUCACAUACUGAUUUGCUUUUAGCAUGAUAAAAUGGUAUAAAAUUCAGUUUUGCAAUCGAAAUUUGAACUUUUUUUGUUUGGUAGUUACGUCUUUUUAUUGGUUCUAAAACAUGAUAGAGGAUAGGCGAAAUUUGUUCCCAGUUGACAGUCAACUUACACCCCUGCCUCGAUCAGCUUCCAUGGCUUAGACCAGAAGUCAGGGAUUUGGAGUGGCAGCCCGCAUAGAGAAACACAGUUUUUCGAAUUAUUUGUCAUAAAAUUAUAAAUUUUACGUAAUUCGUACUUGGAGACCUUGAAUUGAACCAUCCGUAAUCUAGAUUUGAGCUAGUAAACGGGGUCCACUAUUGGGUAGAUCGUGUUCUUUUACCAUGUAAAAUCGGUGACAAUAGUGGACCCCCUCAGAUUUAACCUAUAGUGGACCCCCAGACUUGUUUACAUUUACAAAUUUGUUCAAAUAAUCAAAUUUCGCCUUCCAGACUAGUUUCAUCACAUGGAACUGCUGUCUAGGGAUAUGAGUCAUGGUCUCCCGGUGGAAGUUUACCGGUAGAAGCAGAUUUGAGCGGAAAAUUUGAGAAUAAUUGCUAGGGGUCCACUAUAGGUUAAGGGUCCACCAUUGGAUAAAAUACCAUACUCAUAUUUGUAUGCGUGAAAACUCAAAUAUUACCAAUACUUUGAAAUCAAACUCGUCAAAAAUAGUUUCUUCAGAAACAAUCCAUGUGUAUUCGAUCAUUUAUUUAGUUAUUGUCACGUGAAAAAUCAUAAAUAAAAAUAAAAAAAAUAUUUUUACCUUGAAAAUAUACCAUUGCCUAACUGACCCCACAAUACCCUGAAAUUCCAACAUUUUCAUGACUUUAUGCAAUUCAGUAUCAUAAUUUACAUUUUAUAUAACUAAUUUAGGUAUCAUAAUGGCCAUUUUUUCCGAACUGGCUCAUUAUGCAACUGAAAUGAGUUGCAUAAUGAAAAAUAAUUGUAUAAUGUUCAUAAUGCAACUCAUUUGAGUUGCAUUAUGAACAUUAUGCAACUCAAAUGAGUUGCAUUAUGAAAAAAUCAUUGCAUAAAAAUUUGUAUGGAACUCGUUGCAAAACUCGAUUUUUUCAGCACUCUUCGUAUUUAUCCAACUCGGCAAGCCUCGUUGGAUAAAUGUACGACUCGUGUUGAAAAAAUCAACAUUUUGCAACUCGUUACAUAAAUAACUAUUUUGUAUGUUACGUUACUUAAUGGAAUUGGGGCGAUGGUAUCCCAGCGAAAAAAUCAUUAAAAUCAUAACAGUUGCCUAUACAUGAAUCAUCCACCAACCAAUUCUAAAGAAAAUUUGCUUUCGAAUAAGCCAUCGAUGUUUAUAUAGGGUCUUGUAUUAAGAAAGCUUCCCACCUUCGGGCUCAAUUUUGCCCAAUGUGUAAUCCUUUGUUUUUCGUAGGAUGAAAAUGGGAGUCAUAUGCUUAAUAAGGGAACCAAUACCCUAUUUAUCAAUAGUCAUUGAUAUCUGGACAUAUUCAACUGAAAAUUUAUAAUAAAUAAGUUCAUGAUCUAUAGUCUUGAUCAACGUCUCCUGAGAUGGAAUUCAUCUUUGUGUGAUCUGAUUCUCGAGAUACAAAAGUAUACAACUUCUAAUACUCAGUCCUGCAUGUAGUGUCCACACUACUACAAAUAAUAAUAUCUUGAGUGAAUACAUCUUAGAGUGCAUGCUGUCACUCAUGCGUAGGUAAACAAUAAACAAAUAAAUAUGCUCAGUUCUAUUCAGACCAACGCCGCGUGUACACGUCUCUCUUGUGAUGCAUCCGAAGACCACUUUCCGACACUACAUUUGGCUUCGAGGAUGAAACUGUUUUUUAGUUUGUGAUGGAAUCGUACCUAGUAGUUUAUCAAAAUCACGUUACAAUAAAAGAAAGUCGAGGAACGGACGAAUGAAUGCAAGCGGUCGAUCGGAAAAAAGUGUACUGUUCAUAUAAAGCAGCGGCUGCAGAUGGAAGGUCGUUUUGUUUUGUUUUCUCUAGAUCAGCAAUAGAACGGGGAAGAAAAAAUAUUUACGGAUUUUUUGACUUAUCGAAUCAAUUAAUUCAUCAUCGGAUUGCUUUUGAUAUCUUGAUCAACCUUGCCAAAAAUAAAAUUCUGAGUAAAAUUUCUAAGACAUUUUAGCGUCACACCCACGGAAUAUACACAGAAUCAAAUAAUUUAUCAUCGGAUAACUCUUGAUGUCCUUAUAAACUUUGCCUAAAACGAAAUUCUUCUGUGUGGUCUGGUUCUUGAACUACAGAAGUUUAAAACUUCUCACUAGCGCUACCGAGCAAAUGCAUUCAGAAUCAACUAGUUCAUUAGGGACCAUUUAUUAACUAUGUUGAUGACCAUGUUGGUCAUUUCAGCCCCUCUUCCCCCUUUCGUCUUUAAAAAAAUAAAUAAAAAAAAAUAUGGAAAACCGUACAUGGCUUAUGAAUAGCACAUUAUCGGAUGUCUUUUGAUGUAACAGUUAAGAGUUUCUAUGACUUACUAGUGUUACCUAGCGAAUUAACCUAGAAUCAACUAGUUCAUUAUCGAUCGGACAGCUCUUGAUGUAUUGAUCCACUUUCACUUUGUCAAAGACGAAAUUCUUCUAUGUGGAAUGAUUCACGAGAUACAGCAGUUGAGAUUUUCUAAGACUCAGCGUCACCUAGCGAAUAAACCUGCUAAAACCAACAAGUUCACUAUCGGACAGCUCUUGAUGUUCUGAUCAAAUUUAUCGAAUGCGAAAUUAUUCUAUGUGAUCUGGUUCUUGAAGUACAGAAGUUUAAAACUUAUGAUCAUUAACGCCACCUACUGGAGCAAAUAUGUACUAAAUGACGUACUAUCGUAAAGUCCCAGACCUCCUGAACAACUUUGCUGAAGACACUAGUCUUCCAACAUGCCUCAUUUCUCCACGGUAAUCGCUAAAGUUACUGGUCUAUAAAUAGAUCGCUGGGCGUUAAUGGGUUAACUUUGAAAUCAUGUUUAGCAACUUCAAAGAAACUAUGAAAACUAUUGAACACUUGUUAACUAUGGUAUGGAGUGAAACCCAAAAUUAUCCAAGAUGUGGACCCUCUAGAAUUCUACAUAUAGUGAAGAAAUUUUUGAAAUUUUAAAUUUUAAUUUUUAAAAUUUUUGAAAAUUUAAAAAAAUUUAAACGUUCAAUAGAACCGAAAGAUUAUCUUGAAUAAAUCGCACUUUUUAUUGGAAAGGAACACUUUCAUUAUUCGUUUCUCCAAAAAAUGUAUAACGGCUUACUAAAGAAAUGUCUUAACGAUUUCUUUCUUAAGCUGCUAUCUGAUGUUUCCUUACCUGAACCAUCAAAAAAGUUCAUGACAUUCGACUGAAACUUCUUCAUUAUUUUGACUAAAAUCUUGAUAAAUAAAUCAGCUUAUGAAUUGCAAACAUCAUUUUUUAUUGGAUUGGUGCCUGCUUAAGGAGCAACAUCAAGAAAUCCCAUUGCAAUUUUGCAUACAAACUUUAGAGAGGCACAAAUCUGACGAACGAAGCCUCGGACCAAACCGCACUUGUUUAUCCUGGCUUUGCUCACUUGCAAAAAAAAAGCAGCUCUUGCAACUCGUGUGCAUUUGUUUACGAAUUUUCAAGAUUGGUGCUCUUAAAAACGUGAGUAGGGGUCCAAGUCCGCCAUUGUUGCAGCCAUAUGUUUCUCCUUAACAAUGAAUUUUCGGUGGAUGAAGCUCUUUGAUCACCCAACUAUCACUUGCACGUCACAAACAAGCAAGCUUGCUGAAUUAUUGCUUGAUAAUGGUAAUGAUAGCUGAACUAAAAUUAUGCUCUACACAUUACUGUUCAAAUAAUGUUUCAAUUGAAAAAGUAGUCAAUGUUCGACUUUCCUCAUCGGUAUUGUUAGGAGAAGUAAAUCAAAAUACGCACCUGAAAGUUAAUCCAUUGUUACUUAGCUUUAAAUUCUUUCAUAACUUUAAUUUGAUAAUUCUAAUUGAAAUGAAAUUGUAAAAACUAUGAAAUUAAAAAGAAUUACUUCCUAUAGUACCUACCUUUCAAAUACUUUGCGCCUAUGAAAUAUUUACGUUGCAGAAUCCAUGUAAGAGCCAGAAGAGGUUACUGUCAAAUAAAGGCAUUCGUAAAAAGUUCUCGAACAAACCACACGCAGUUUUGUCUUUCUCCAUCAAUUUCGUUUGGCCAGUCCGAAAGUUGCGAUUAGAGUCGCGAAUCGCCAGUCCCGUCGAUAAAUCCAGUUAUCCUCGGUAACAGUGACCAGUUCCGGAAUUAAGUCGUCGUCGUCGUCAACAUUGUGGUGCCGAAACCCGGGAACGUUUCCCGUUGCAGCAGCUGUCGGAGGUGAAAGCUAACCUCAACCACCACGUGGUCGUCACAGUCGCGUUGAAACUCGCCGGAAUUGGAACCGAAGUUUCGGUCGGAGCUGCACAGCGUUCUUGUCGUCUCGCCAGGAUCCAGCAUUCUGUCCAUCGUCGAAGCUGCAUCAGCAACAUCAGCCGAAUUCGCCGUCGUAAACAAAGAAGCCGACAUCGUCCCAGCCGGAAGGCAGCUACCCGGAGCGUAGUGGAUAUUAGGGUGAUCAGUGGUAAUAGGUUGCAGUAAUACCAGGUAUUUGAGAUCUCUUUUUAUGGUGACGGGUUGAACAUGACGCCUCCAAAGAAGACGACGAAACAGACGAAACUCAAACUUUUGCAUCGCCGUCGUACAAACGUUUUGGGGUCAGCAAAUUUGAUAAAGGCGUUCAAUGACGAGUAUGACCCAACGAAAGAGGGUCAGGUUAAAGUUAGAAUAGAGCGCCUCGAUAAUUUAUGGCGCGAAUUUGAAGAAGUUCAAGAUGAGAUUGAAGUGCUAGAGGAGGCAGAUGAGGAGUUUUCCGAGGAACGACAGAAUUUUCAGACUCUUUACUUUGAACUGAAGGCAGCGCUGCAAGCAAAACUCCCUCAAUUACCUUCAAGUUCAAACCAAGUGCGUCAAGCGACGGUACUAAAUCCAAUAUCGUCAAACGUUCGAUUGCCUGAGAUCAAAUUGAGGGAGUUUUCUGGCAACCUUGAUGAAUGGGUGUCCUUCCGUGACCUCUAUGUUUCGUUAAUCCAUACGAACCAGCAGUUAACAGCGGUUCAAAAGCUACAUUAUUUACGGGCCACUCUGUCCGGUGAAGCUGCUCGAAUAAUCUCGUCGCUCGAGAUUUCAGCCAACAAUUAUGCAGUUGCCUGGAAUUUGUUGAAGGAGCGGUUCGAAAAUCCGAGCCUGUUGAUAAAACGUCACAUGUCAGCCCUACUGUCUAUUCCUCCUUUAAAAAAGGAAUCUGCUGUAGGGUUAGCAGAGCUGGCGGACGAAUUCGACCGCCAUGUCCAACUGUUGGAUAAACUCGAGAACGUUGAAAGCCACUGGAACUCGUUCCUCAUUGAACGGUUGAGUCAAUGUCUCGAUGCUGUUACACUCCGUGAGUGGGAGACACGCGUGGCAACUGAGGUUGCGCCCACAUAUCAUAGCUUACUCGAGUUUAUCCACCGGAGGUCACGGAUAGUACAAACUUUGAAGCUCUCCCAACCGGCAACCACCCAUUCAGAUACAAAACCGUCGAAGUCACGAAAUAUUGUCGCCCAUGUAGUUUCUGAAAACGUUCCCAGGUGUGCAAGCUGCAGAAACGCACACUAUUUGUUUCAAUGCGAAUCUUUCAAAGCCCUGUCUCCACAUCAGCGCUUUGAAGUAGCGAAGAAGCAGGGUCUGUGCAUAAACUGCUUAAAGGGGUCUCAUCUGGCGAAAAAUUGUUCCAGCGGGUCAUGCAAAAGUUGCGCCAAAAAACACCACUCGUUGUUACAUCUGCCUCCCAUGUCGGCGGCUGUAAGCUCCCCAUCUGUCACAACGUCAACAUCUGCACCUUCUAGCAAACCAGCUGUAGCAAAUCCGUCACAAUUCAGUCAAUUCUCGCAUCUCGUGUCGCCGCGAAACUCCUCGCCGGAGGAUCAUUCGGUUGCCUCACCACCAGUCGUAUCGUCGGUACGUUCGAAUGUGUCACGCGAUCAAUUCCUCCCCUCAACGUCGCGUAUCUCCGCCGGUAUCGUUACAGAUAUUCCUCCUCCCACCUCUUACCAAAGUGCACAAGCAGAAACAAGAAACUGUAGUGAUUCAACAGUACUACUUUCAACGGCAGUGAUUAAAGUGAAGGAUGUGAACGAUAACUACCAGUUUGCAAGGGCUUUGCUUGAUAGUGGUUCUCAACCUAGUUUCAUAUCCGAGUCGUUAUGCCAAAGGCUGCAAUUGAAGAGAACGAAAGUAAAUUCACCAGUGAGUGGAAUCGGCCAGUCUACCGUAAACGUUCAUUAUGGAGUGACAUUACAUCUCGCUUCGCGCUUUGGAACUUUCUGCACAUCCCUCGACUGCUUGGUUCUACCGAAGCUUACCAUCUCUCUUCCGAGUCACCACAUCGAUGUUUCCCGUUGGAAGAUUCCUCGUCAUCUUCCCCUCGCUGAUCCGCAAUUCAAUGUUAGCCAAGGUGUGGACAUCAUUAUCGGUGCAGCCUUAUUUUUCGAUCUUCUAGAACACCAGCAGAUAUACCUUGACACUGGCUACCCAUCGCUGCAAAAAACGGUUCUCGGGUAUAUCGUUUGUGGAAAAUUAAAUCCUCUGCCAGACGCCAUGCAAACACAAACCAGCCUCAUCUGUGUCGAAGAUCGCCUCGAAGCCCAGCUUGAACGAUUUUGGGAGAUCGAAAAUUUUGAUGACGGCAAAGCUCUAUCUCCGACUGAACAGCACUGCGAGGAUCAUUUCAAGACUACCACUGUACGAGACUCUUCAGGGCGAUACAUCGUGCGAUUCCCAUUCAAAGAAGAGAAGCUGCCGUUCAUUGGUGAGUCGUAUCAUUCUGCAUUUAGCAGAUUCCAACAGAUGGAGAGAAAAUUUGCUGCAGAUCCAGAGCUUCGUAGAAACUAUCAGCAGUUCAUGGAGGAAUAUGAGAGGUUGGGACACAUGGAGUUGAAUACGCGUGCGUCGUGUAGCCCACAGUACUACCUACCACACCAUGCCAUCCAACGCCCAGAGAGUUCGACAACCAAAAUUCGUGUAGUAUUCGACGGCUCAUGUCGUGGUUCUACCUCGCUGUCGCUAAACGAUGUGCUCUACGUUGGACCGACUGUUCAACCAACCUUGUUCUCAAUCGUCGUUAACUUUCGGCUACCUCGGUUUGCUGUAACAGCCGAUGCCGAGAAAAUGUUUCGGCAAAUAUGGAUCCACCCGGAAGAUAGGAAGUUCCAGCAAAUUCUAUAUCGGAGGGACCCGUCAGAAUCAAUCCAAACCUACCAACUUAGGACAGUUACAUACGGCCUAGCAAGCUCGCCGUAUCAUGCCACACGUGUUCUUAACCAACUAGCAGUUGACGAAGGAAACCGUUUCCCUCUAGCGGUACCAGUUGUUCGUAAAGGCGUUUAUGUCGACGAUGUAAUCACCGGUCACGAUGAUUUGAGAGUGAUGAGCGAAACAUGUACACAACUGAAAGAAAUGCUACAAUCUGCUGGUUUUGUGCUCCGCAAAUGGGCCUCCAAUUGCCCAGAGGUUCUCGAAGACAUUCCAGAAGAGCUAUGGGAAACAGCUACGGAACUGGAGCUCGAUCGAUCGCCAGCGGUAAAAACGCUGGGUUUGCUAUGGUUCCCGCAGCGGGAUGUGUUUAAAUUUAAAGUUCCGGUGCUGCAAGAAAUCGAUAAGGUAACUAAACGGAUAGUUGUGUCAGAAAUGUCCCAGCUGUUUGAUCCGUUAGGACUUCUCGGACCUGUGGUCAUUUGUGCGAAAAUGUUUAUGCAAACUCUCUGGGCGGCUAACUUGUCGUGGGACGGAGAACUCUCGGACGAACUUUCAACCUGGUGGAGAAACUACAGGAACAAUAUUAAUGAGCUACGUGCAUUAGAAGUUCCUAGGCGAGUUCUAUGGAAUAGUUGCUCUAACUACACCCUACACUGCUUUUGUGAUGCAUCCAAGAAAGGCUACGGAUGCUGCAUCUAUAUAGUAUCAACCGACGAACAUGGUCAUCUGCAUUCUGAAUUGCUCACAUCAAAAUCUCGGGUCGCGCCUCUUCGUGGCCAAUCAAUCCCCAGAUUGGAACUUUGCGCAGCUUUGCUAGGGAGCCAACUGGUCCACAGUUUGAAAUCUAACACUGAUUAUACGGGGCCGGUUGUCUUUUGGAGCGAUUCAACUAUUGUACUUCACUGGCUGAAAUCUAAAUCGAGUUCCUGGAAAGUGUUCGUGUCGAAUAGGGUCGCUGAAAUCCAGCGCUUAACGAAGGACUCACCUUGGCGCCAUGUGCCAACUGACUCGAAUCCCGCGGAUCGAAUCUCCCGAGGAUUGCUGGCAAACCAGAUAAUACACGACAAAUUGUGGUGGCAUGGACCCACAUUCAUUACUUGCCCCGCAGAGCAUUGGCCUGAAACGACACUGUGGUUGCCAUCCGAAAAGGAAUUGAAGGAAGAGAUGUGCCCAACAGUUUCUCUGCACGCGCAGGUAGCCGAAUUUGCCAUUUUUGAAAGAUUCUCUGAAUUGGGAAAGUUAAUUCGAACAAUAGGAUUUUGCCUUCGGUUUCACAACAAUUGCAAGCUGCCUAAGCACCAACGAAAGGUCGCGCAACUAUCACCAGAUGAAAUCAACGUCGCUCUCAAAACACUGAUUCGUUUAGCUCAGCUGCAAGGCUUUCCAAACGAUGUUCGCAGUUUUAAAAAUGGACAAAACCUCGUCAAAACUUCCAAGACUUCACCGCUCAAGGAUUUGAACGUAACCAUGGAUAGCUUCGGUUUGCUUAGGAUCGAUGGGCGCCUGAGAAACUUGGAUGCACCGUUCGAUACCCGCUGUCCAAUCCUGCUUCCAGCUAAACAUCGACUAAGCUGGAUGAUCAUAAGGUCCAUUCACCUACAGACGCUCCACGGAGGACCGUCGUUGUUACUUGCUACUGCCAGACAAAGAUUUUGGCCACUCCGAGGUCGAGACUUGGCUCGCCGAGUAGUACGAAACUGCAUCACCUGUUUCCGAUGCAAGCCCUCACCAACAAGUCAAAUUAUGGCACCAUUGCCAUCCGUUCGAUUGAAGCCUGCUCGGCCCUUUGCCUACUCAGGAAUGGAUUACUGUGGGCCGUUUUUUGUCCGACCUUUGAGUGGGAGAGGAUCGUCGGUUAAAAUGUACGUCUGUUUAUUCGUAUGCAUGGUGGUGAAGGCCGUGCACCUCGAGGUCGUGUCGGAUUUAUCGUCUAUCGCGUGUAUCAAUGCGGUCAAACGUUUUGUAGCGCGUCGUGGCCGUGUUCUCGAGCUGUACUGCGACAACGCGACCGCAUUCGUCGGGGCGGACCGCGAGUUACGAUCGUUACGACAGCAAUUUCUGCAACAGUUUAAGGAUACCGAAUGGGGCGAAUACUGCGCAGGGAGUGGCAUCACCUUCCAGUUUAUCCCUGCACGCUCUCCCCAUUUUGGAGGGAUUUGGGAAGCUGGAAUCAAGUCUUUUAAAUUCCAUUUUCGCCGUAUUAUGGGACAAAGUUCGUUCUCGGUGGAUCAGUUUGUCACUAUCGUAACGCAAAUAGAAUCUGUGCUAAACUCCAGACCACUCGCCCCCCUUUCAGACUCUCCGAAUGACUUGACUGCUCUAACUCCUGGGCAUUUUUUGAUAGGGGAGCCUCUGCUUGCAAUCCCCGAACCGGAUUUGAGUGAUAUGUCCCCUAAUCGACUAAAUCGUUUGCAGAACAUGAAGCGCUCCGCCCAGCAUCUCUGGCGGUGUUGGUCCCGUGACUACGUCAGCCAACUACACCAACGUAGCAAAUGGAAGCGCCCUGCUGUCAACGUCCAAGAAGGCCAACUGGUGCUGCUGAAACAGGAUCAUUUUCCGCCUUUCCAAUGGCCCCUCGGGCGUAUCGUCGCAACAAUUUGCGGUCAAGAUGGUAAGGUUCGUGUCGUGGUGGUGCAAACCGCGACGGGUCGGUAUAAACGGGCCAUUACGGAGAUCGCAGUUCUGCCAAUCGACCCCGAAGAAGAGAAGGAUGACCAGAAUUCAAACGAAGGAUCGUCGAUGCCAGCCACAAUCAAUUGAAACUGACGGUUUCAACGGGGCCGGCAUGUUAGGAGAAGUAAAUCAAAAUACGCACCUGAAAGUUAAUCCAUUGUUACUUAGCUUUAAAUUCUUUCAUAACUUUAAUUUGAUAAUUCUAAUUGAAAUGAAAUUGUAAAAACUAUGAAAUUAAAAAGAAUUACUUCCUAUAGUACCUACCUUUCAAAUACUUUGCGCCUAUGAAAUAUUUACGUUGCAGAAUCCAUGUAAGAGCCAGAAGAGGUUACUGUCAAAUAAAGGCAUUCGUAAAAAGUUCUCGAACAAACCACACGCAGUUUUGUCUUUCUCCAUCAAUUUCGUUUGGCCAGUCCGAAAGUUGCGAUUAGAGUCGCGAAUCGCCAGUCCCGUCGAUAAAUCCAGUUAUCCUCGGUAACAGUGACCAGUUCCGGAAUUAAGUCGUCGUCGUCGUCAACAGGUAUUAACAAUGAACAAAACACUUUUCAAAAGUUUUAGCAUAUUAUUCGACAAGCAUUGAUGCUUUUACAAAACAGUUUAACUCAACAUUAGUGUGCUUCUUAUUAAGCUGUCUGUCUGUCUGUCUGUCUGACCGCUAUGCAUUCAGAAACUACUGAACCGAUCGGUGUGAAAUUUUGUAUGUGGGUAUUCUUGGGGCCGGGGAAGGUUCUUAGCUUGGCGUGAGACCUCUCCGGUCUCUGGAACGGGGGGCUCCCAUACAAAUGACUUCGCCGGGGUCGCCCCUAUGGAGCUAUAUGUCAAAAAACAUAGUAGGCAGGCAGUACGACGUUUGCCGAGACAGCUGUGUACAAUCAAAAUUCCAAAAGUGUUUCAAUUAUUCAUCCCGGAACCACGUCAAUCGAAGGACAUUAAAACUUUUUUUGGCUUUGGAUGUCACUGGCAAAGUCAGUUUGAUUAGCGAUAAAACAAUGGAAACAAACCGGAUGUGCCAGCGUCCUGACGCUAUCCAGGAAUACUAAAAAAAUACAAGCGAUAAUGGUGUACCCCAUUUUCAAUUGUGAUUUCGAGUCCGGACUGAGGAUAAAUAGAACUAAACCGUACGUAACCCGGUGUGCAUCUGGGCAUAGAAGAACCAGCAUAAGCAACAUGGUGGAUAUUAGCAUGUUAACGGCUAGCGUAUACUGCUUGAUCGGAUCAAGGAUGAUGCUGGUUUCGAUCCACUACGUAGUGUACUGCGAAGCAUUCAAACCAUGGAAUUUCGGUACAUCGGGGCCUAAGGCAGGGUAAUUUAUUGCUAUCAAAUCACACCCUUUGGUAUUGGCUGCGGUGGCGUUAAGCACUUUUGAUAAGCCAAGUAGGUCUUUCAAAGGACAAAUAAUUCAAUUAUAUUUAACACAUAGAGAAUUUCAAGUAAAUAAUUUCAACGAGGGGAAAUAUAGGGACGCUAAAACAUUGGUCUAUGUACUAUUAUUGUACACCUAAGGGGUCCUACAACACUUAGGGGCUGUCCAUUUAUUACAUAAGGGGAUUUUUGAGAUUUUUCGACAAGAUUUUUUGUAUGAGAACCUAAGUGUUCUUGAACCCGCUCGCUCCAUAAACUCUUACGAAAUCAAUGGACAUCCCCUCGUGAAUAUAGUUCUGUUCAAUGAAGAAGGUUGAACAUUGUUGAAGUUGCUGCAUACUGCUCUUACCUAUUCGUAAACAAAUGGGUAAGAGCAGGAUGCAGCAACCUCAACAAUGUCCAAUCUACUUCAGGACUUAUAGCAUAUCUCCAAAUAUCAACACUUUAAAUAAUCUACAACACGGAAUUUCUGUACUCCUAAUGCCAUUUACCCGAGAUCAUUACCCUGGUGACAUAUUUUCUAAAAAAAGCAAAUGUCUGUGAAAAGAGGUUAAUAUUCAUAUCAAAAAGUUUACAAUCUUCGGUACAUCGGCUAUUCUUUCUAGAUUAACCCUCUAAUACAGGUAGGUUGAAAGGACCAACUUGAUCCAAACCGAACCUGGGAAACUAACGAUUGCUCUCAGAAUCUAAACCACCAUGUUGACAGCUGACAGAGGUCACACGCUAUAAAACCGCAGGAACUAAAUUAAUGUCCGCAGCCCAGCAUGGUACAGAAAAGGCUUUGUAAACCUGAACCUGAACUUACAUGCAGCGGUUUUUUGGGACGGGGAAGGUUCAUAUGAUGGUUUCAAACCCCCCCUACCCUCUGAAAACCUCCUAUACAAAUGAAAUGGAAAUUUCUGCAUAACUUGAGAACCAAUCAAGCAAGUGGAAACAAAUUUGCAAUGAGGAGGAUUUAGAAGGUACAGAAUGUUUCUUUGGCGGUGUGUAACUCCUCCACAUUUGAAAAGGGGAGGUCUCAUACAAUUCCGGAAAUUUCUGCGUAAUAUGAGAACCAAUCAUGCAAACAUAACAAAAUUUGGCAUGUAGAAAACUCAGAAGGUGAGGAAUAUUUUUACGGUGAUGUAAAACGCCUUUACCCUUUGGAAAGUGGUCUCCCAUAUACACACGAAACGGACAUUUCUGCAUAACUCGAGAGCCAAGCAUAUAAAAACAAAUUUGCUAUGCGGAGGUUUCAGAAGGCAAAAAUUGCUCCUAUGGUGUGUGUAACCCCUCCUUCCUUUGAAAAGGGGGACUCCCAUACAAAAGCAACGGAAAUUUCUGCAUAACUCGAGAACUGAUUGAGCAAAUGUUACCAAAUUUGUCAUACGGAGUUUUUAAAAGGCAAAAAAUGUUCCUAUGGCAAUGGUAGUGUGAAACCCCUCCCCGUUUGGAAAUGGAACCAAAAUUGACAUGUGGAGGGUUUAGAAGAUAUCAAAUGUUUCUAUGGUGGCGUGACGCGUGAGAUCCACCACUCCCAUCACCCCUUUGGAAAAAAGGGGAACUUAUACAAAUUAAACAAAAAAUAUCUGCAUAACUCCAGAAACAAUCAAUCAAAUUUAGCAUGUGGAGAACGCAAAUAAAUGAUUUCAUGAUGACUUGAGACCGCUCCACCCUCUGAAAAAGCGAGCUUCCAUACAAAUAAAACGAACAAUACUGCAUAGCUUGAGAAUCAAUCAAUCAAAUCGAACCAAAUGUGACAUAUGGAGAUAUUGGAAGGCAAAAAUUGUUUAUAUGAUCAAACAAACGGAACCAAAUUUGGAAUGUGGAGAUUCAAGAGAGGAAGAAAUGUUUUUUUAAUGGCUUGCGACACUCCCCUCUUUGAAAGGAAAGGCUCCUAUACAAAUGAAUCAAAACAUUACUGAAUAUUAUUAGAACAAAUCAAGCUAAUAGCAAGACGUGAGACCCCUUCUUUUUUGGAAUACAAAUAAAACAGAAACUUCUGCAUAGAUAAAAAAUAAUCAAACAAAUGGACCAAAAUUAUGAAUGUGGCGGGGUUUGAAGGCAAGACAUGUUUCAAAAUUCGUGUGCUACCCUUCUUCAUCUCGCAGGAAAAAGCAAAGGAAACUAAAUUUAGAACAGGAAGUUUUUAAAGUCUAAAAAUGUCCAUAGUAUCCGCCCUUGGAAGGAAAAGGCAUAAUUUGGAAAUGGUAUUCGGUUGACGACGAUUAGGCCGAACGUAAUACAACCGAAUGCAAAAUAUCCCGAAUGAACAUUUGGCAGAAUGGCCAUUGAACCAAAAUGUCAUCAGGCGGAAAGAUCAUCAUGCCUUCAUUAUCAGACAGGUUGUACUUCUUGCUGCGUAUACUGCUCACUCCAUCUGAGAUUUCUUCUUUUUUUAGUUAUAGAUAGAGGGUCUUGCCCGGGAUUUCCCGGGACAAAAAUCCCGGGAUAUCCCGGGAUCUGAAAAAUCCCGAAUCCCGGGAUAUUUUUCAGAAAUUCCCGGGAUUUCCCGAAAAUAAAAAAAAUAGCAAUACUAAAACAAAUCUUUUCCCUUUGAAAUCUUCUCUUUGUCAAUGUUUCCUUUUUUCCAUCCAAUUCUACAUUAUCUGUCAGGUAUAGUUUAUUUCUACUUAAAUCAAGUUUAGAUGGAUGUCCUACUAAUUAAACCAAAGAUAUUUUGGCUGAAUUUAUGUCAUUCAUUUUUCAUUUUUUUUUUACUUAUUCGUUUAUUUGGAAGACUCGGGCGCCACAUGGGCAUAACUGAGCCGAAAUCUUUUGUUUUUACAUUGAUUUUACAUUUUACAAUUUAUUACUGCCUUUCCAUUUUUCAUUUAUGUGGCGUUACAUUACAAUUAUAAUCAAACUGAAUUAACAGACAGAAUAUUGGAAUGUGAAAUAAAAUGAUUUAUUUUAAGCUAGAUUGUUCUGGUAGUAUUCUUGGAAUUUAUGACAAUGUUCAACAUUUUUACAAUAUGUGAAAUAUGUAAAUUGUUGCAAAUAUUUUUAGAUGUUUCUGGAGUUAUCCCUUAAGAAUACUGUGUUGUUAUAUAAUAUUCAACAGCCCUGAUCAAUUGCUUGCACAUUUACGUUUAAAUUGUGAGGAAAAUUCGCAGAAAUUUCAAAAGAAAACGGAUAAACAAUCCCUAACCUCUGCAGGACUUUGACAAUCUUUGAAAUAUUUGUUGACGAUUUCGUAAAGAUAUUCGUUGAGACAUUUUGUUCUUAAGUCCAGGCGAAAUUUCCUACGGAGCUCAUUUCAACAAUCACUAGAGAUAAUACAAGUGAUAAUUUUGACGAAAUUUCUAAGAGAAAUCAGUAAUUUAUUUACAAGAAGGAACAGCACACCGUUUUUAGAUCUUCUGCAGAAAUUUCUGUGAUGGUUUAUGGUGAAAAACAGAGGGAUAUCGAAAUGCAAAAAAAAAAAAUAAAGCGAAUCGUACAAUAAAAUCGAAGAAUAUAAUUUAAUACCUUGUCAUCCUGCCAAAUAAAUCGAAAAAAAGAUCAAUGAACUUUCGGGAUAGAAAUGUUGAAAUGGAAAUCAUAAAUAAAUUUUCGGAAGAAUUUUAUAAGGAUUUUUUUUAAGAUAUUCAUAUCAGUUUAACAAGAAGUUUGUUGAGAGGGUCUGUCUUGAAUUAUUCUGGAUUUUUUCCACAGUUUCUUCAAUGUAUUUCACCAAAAAAAAAACUAAUCGAAAUUCUGAAAUGUUAACACGAAUGUAUAUCCACAUAUAAUUGAAAUAGUCACACAUUUUCUUAAAGAAAAAAAAAAAACAAAAUGCGGACAUAUAAUAUCUUAAGAAAUUGCCGUUUGAAAUUUUCAAAUCACCAUUCCAACACUGCCAUUUUAACUCCGUCAUAAAAUUCUCACACAGAAUUCAUUCACGUCUCAGGGUAAAUUAUAAGGAAUUACUCUAGAAACAUAAUCGAGUUCUGUCAAAAAAUUCCUUCGGUUAAGUAAGGCAGAAGUUAACCUAUAGCCCAAGUUAACCUAUUGCGGAAAAAGAUAAACUUUAUUUGAAAGUUUUCAAAUACCUUUGAAUGUCUCCAACUGCCCUCACACAAUCAAAUGUCUAUGAAAUAUGUAUUUUCGAAUAUAAUGGUUAUUAGUUGAUCGAAUUUAAUUAAAAGUGCUUAAGAAAUCGUUCCAUUAACUUUUUCAUCGUUUUCUAGAAAAUUUAGAUUUUUCCCGGGAUCCCGGGAAAUCCCGGGAUUUGGAAAAUAAAAAUCCCGAAUCCCGGGAUUUUUUUCAGUCCGGGAAACAAGACCCUCUAGUUAUAGAGUAUUCUUUCAAGUCAUUGUUUGCGGUCCAACUGCUGAAAAUUAUAACAGAAAUGUUUCCUUCUUUUAAUCAUAGAUUUUUCUUUCAAGUGGCAAUGUAGUGUAGUUGAUGGCAGUUGAACUCUUAACUCCAUGGCAGAUUUGUCCCUAUAAGUGACGCCGAUAAAGAGUUGGUUACGAACCAAACUGCAAAGUUCAUCUGAGAUUUAUCCUUCUUUCAAAAAUAGGCUGUUCUUCUGUAUUAAACUGUUUCCACAGACAAACAGAUGACUUACUCUACCCACUUCCCAUAGUUUCCUUUUUUAACGGACUAUUCAAAUAUUCAGUAGUUAGCCAAUCUCUCACUCAUGUCGCUCGCACCGUUGUUGCUUCUUUUUGAUGUUUGCUCACUACCGCCAUCCACUCAGUGGGUUUGCGAAACACAGCAUAAUAAGCAUUGCGCGAUUCUACUUUUCCGACGAUGAUUCUAAUCACAUAUUGUUCCAAGUGAUACGCCUGUUUGUCUGUGCUGUUACGAAAGAGUGGAGCUUCGCAUAAAAAAUCAACAAAAGAUAAUAAUAAUUGAGGAAAAUAAAGCACGAACUUUGUUUCACAGUCAACAAGUAUGUUCUAUUAGAAGUUAUUAUUAUUAGUCAAAUGCCUCAAAUGGAAUACCCAAGAAACAGAACUAGCUGAAUAACGAUUUCUUAAACUAAAAUUAGCUUAAGAUAAGUUUGUUCCACUCUUAUACAGAUAAAAUGUUUGUUGGAUAUAACGUGCUUCUGUAGCCGGCCUUCCAUUUAAUACACACAUUGGUUUACACAUCGUUUGUAGCCAUAUAACUAAUAAACGAAUGAAAUGAAUAAAACGAUUUUUGAAUUGUUCAAUUUGUCCUAAGGGUGACUGUAUUCAUAUGUAGAAUAAGUUAAGAAAAUUAAAAAAAAAACUUUAGAAAAACUGUGAAUUGAUCAUAAGUUUUAUGAGAACAGACGAAAUUCAAAACCGUCAGAACUAAACCAAUCUAAUGUGCCGUAGUGAAAGAUCCAUAAUUGAAAUGGGCAAUACAAGGUUUGCCGGGUCAGCUAGUGUAUAAAUAAGCUAGUGUAUAAAUUGCAAGUUCCUGUACAAUGUGCUUUUCACUUGUCGAAUAAACGUUUUUAGUCCGUCAUACUUCGACUCGCAACUUUGUUCGGAUAAUGGGAUAAAUCAUGGCUAAAACUGAUUGGACAAGCAAGUUAUCAAAAAACCAACAUUUUAAACAAAUCACACAAAAGAAAACAGAAAAGAAUUAUCUAGCUCAACAUUUAGUGGCAAGAGACGUAAUCAACGCAAUUAUGAGGCAUUUAUUUCUGUAACUAGAUAAACUGUAUCUUGAUUAUUUUUUCAUCUUCCGCAGCAGUUCAGUUGUACGAGAAACUUGGAUCGAUGCAUUUGACAUUUCAGUGCUGCCGUGAUUACUGAAUAAUGUUUCCACAGUAACCUGGAUAACCAAACACCAUUCAGAAGUCAACACAUUUCAAGAAUCCUUAAACAUCCUUAAGCACUUUUGAUUGAAUAUAAUAUCUAUUCUCUGACAAAAAUAUAAAUCAAAAAUAUCUUUCGCGGAAUUCCGACUGAGUGUAACUAGAUUACCGGAACAGAUGUUGUGAAUGCACCACAUAUUGCCAUACAUUUGUUUUGGGCUGAACAGGUGCUGAAGUAUAAGGCGUUGCUCAGUUGAUACCACGUGCUUCGCUAAUUCACCACUGCUGAACACAAGUUCAGGAGUUAUCAUUAUUGAGUCAAGGGAAGUUUAUGUUUUGCUUUGGGUGUCGCAGCUUACCAUAUUUGGGAUGGCGCAGAUAGGAAAGCAUGCGGCUGGCAAUCGACAGAUGUCGAGUUCUAAUCUGGAUUUAGUUAAUUUUGUAUGUAAUUAUUAUUUUAAAAGGUGUUCUUAAAAUGAGAGCAAAUAAUUACUCUUGUGAAAGUUCAACAUUUCUGCAUUUCAUUUAUAUUCAAACCACAGACAAACAGACGUAAAACUUCGAACACAGACAAACAGACGUAACACUUCGAACAUUUUUCGUUUCAAAUCAUAGUCACGGAAACAUAUUCGCCCAAUGCUAAAAGGACUAAGUUUGGCCGACCAUCAACUAGGUGGCGGUAGUGAGCAAACGUCAAACUCGAACAAAAACGAUGCGAGCGCCACGGGUGGGCAGUUGGCCAACUAUCAUAUUUUGAAAAGGACCGAUAAAUCGGUGUACGAUGGGAAUUAUCAGAGUGUUACGUCUGUUUGUCUGUGCUUCGAACAUUUUUCGAUUUACAUCAUAGUCACGGCAACACGUUCGCCCAAUGCUAAAAGGACUGAGUUUGGCCGACCAUCAACUAGAUGGCGGUAGUGGGCAAACGUCAAACUCGAGCAAAAACAAUGCGAGCGCCACGGUUGACCAGUUGGCCAACUAUCAAUUUUUUAAAUAGACCAUUAAAUAGAUGUACGAUGGGAAUCAUCAGAGUUGUUGUCGCACAUAAUAGCGUCUGUAGGUUUGGAUCACUAUCGAGAGGGGCUUCUUCUUAUGGAACAGAUAAUCGAGAAUUCUAACUUAACUAUGAUGUAUAUUUCAAACACUUCAUUGACUUCAACUGUGGACUGUAUUUCUAACUUGGACAAACGACACUUAAUUUCGACUAUGACGAUUUAUUCUAACUAUGAACGGAAUUGAUGUUUCUAACUGCGCACGUCUGACUUGUCACUUGUAUUACGAAUAUCAAGGACUAUUAUUUGGUACUAUUAUCUAUGGCGGUUUUA